Hipposideros armiger (great roundleaf bat) is the source of this 2677-nucleotide messenger RNA. It is a transcript of the gene ZBTB16, whose product is annotated as zinc finger and BTB domain containing 16. The transcript has 9 exons. Bases 397 to 2562 code for a protein of 721 amino acids. Gene Ontology annotation, molecular function: DNA-binding transcription activator activity, RNA polymerase II-specific; RNA polymerase II cis-regulatory region sequence-specific DNA binding; protein binding. Gene Ontology annotation, biological process: regulation of transcription by RNA polymerase II. The record is from RefSeq and is a predicted model, not a curated record. Gene Ontology annotation, cellular component: nucleus. NCBI's taxonomy places the organism in Eukaryota, Metazoa, Chordata, Mammalia, Chiroptera, Hipposideridae.
UGUGGGCAGGGAGCCCGGCUCGGCCGCCAGCACUAAAGAUGGAGAGGCGCCGGGGCCUCGCAUGGGAGGGGGCUCGGCGUUGACGUGAGACGCGGCGGAGGCGCCGAAGCCGGUGGUGAUUUGCUAACCUCGCAGCAGAGAGGAGUUGAGGGCGAUGAGAGCGGGUACUGCGAACUGCCGGGCGAUGCCGCCGCUGCCGCCGUGAUACCGAGAGCAACAGUUCCCCAGCAACACCCUUCCCCGACACAGGCACACACCCCCCCAAGAGGCACGCACACCCACCCCGCAGCGCCCGGCUUGGCAGCGCCCUCUCCGUUGGCCCAGGAAACCCACCCUGCCCCAUCACGCAGAGCCAGGAAGAAAAGAGAGCCUCAUGCCUAAGCCGCGGGGAGCACCAUGGAUCUGACGAAGAUGGGCAUGAUCCAGCUGCAGAACCCCAGCCACCCCACAGGGCUCCUGUGCAAGGCCAACCAGAUGCGGCUGGCCGGGACGCUGUGUGAUGUGGUCAUCAUGGUGGACAGCCAGGAGUUCCACGCCCACCGGACAGUGCUGGCCUGCACCAGCAAGAUGUUUGAGAUCCUCUUCCACCGCAACAGCCAGCACUACACUCUGGAUUUCCUCUCGCCGAAGACCUUCCAGCAGAUUCUGGAGUAUGCAUACACAGCCACACUGCAAGCCAAGGCCGAGGACCUGGAUGACCUGUUGUAUGCGGCCGAGAUCUUGGAGAUCGAGUACCUGGAGGAGCAGUGCCUGAAGAUCCUGGAGACCAUCCAGGCCACGGAUGACAAUGACACGGAGGCCACCAUGGCAGAUGGUGGGGCUGAGGAGGAAGAGGACCGAAAGGCUCGGUACCUCAAGAAUAUCUUCAUCUCGAAGCAUUCCGGCGAGGAGAGUGGGCAUGCCAGUGUGGCUGCACAGAGCCUCCCUGGGCCCAUGGUGGACCAGAGCCCGUCAGUCUCCACUUCUUUUGGUCUUUCAGCCAUGAGUCCCACCAAGGCUGCAGUGGACAGUUUGAUGACCAUAGGACAGUCUCUCCUGCAGGGAACGCUUCAGCCGCCUGCAGGGCCUGAGGAGCCGACUCUGGCUGGGGGUGGGAGGCACCCUGGGAUGGCUGAAGUGAAGACGGAAAUGAUGCAGGUGGAUGAGGUGCCCUGCCAGGACAGCCCUGGGGCAGCUGAAUCCAGCAUCUCAGGUGGCAUGGGGGACAAGGUUGAGGAAAGGGGCAAAGAGGGACCUGGGACUCCAACUCGGAGCAGCGUCAUCACCAGUGCUAGGGAGCUGCACUACGGGCGUGAGGAGAGUGCUGAGCAGCUGCCACCCCCUGCUGAGGCUGGCCAGGGCCCCCCAGGCCGACCAGAGCACCUGGCGCCCACAGCCGAGAAACAUCUGGGCAUCUACUCUGUGUUGCCCAACCACAAGGCUGAUGCCGUGUUGAGCAUGCCGUCUUCGGUGUCCUCUGGCCUACACGUGCAGCCCGCCCUGGCUGUCUCCAUGGACUUCAGCACCUAUGGGGGUCUGCUGCCGCAGGGCUUCAUCCAGAGGGAGCUGUUCAACAAGCUGGGUGAGCUGGCCGUGGGCAUGAAGUCAGAGAGCCGGACCAUCGGGGAGCAGUGCAGUGUGUGUGGGGUGGAGCUUCCUGACAAUGAGGCUGUGGAGCAGCACAGGAAGCUGCACAGUGGGAUGAAGACGUACGGGUGUGAACUCUGCGGAAAGCGGUUCCUGGAUAGUUUGCGACUGAGAAUGCACUUACUGGCUCAUUCAGCGGGUGCCAAAGCCUUUGUCUGUGAUCAGUGCGGUGCCCAGUUUUCAAAGGAGGACGCCCUGGAGACACACAGGCAGACCCAUACUGAGCCAACAGCCACGGGCCCUCCAAGUGCACUUGGGAGAGGUGAGGAUGAAAUGAAAUUCUUCUUAUUCAAGACCCUGGAGCCUGGAAUACCGAAAGCUGCUCAGAGGGACCACCCCUACCACUAUCUAAACAUGACACAUAAACCUAAGUCAGAGAAGCUGCAGAGCUGGGGGUUUGAACUUGGUGAGUUUUGNCAGAGUGCGCUCCAGCAGCACAUGGAGGUCCACGCGGGCGUGCGCAGCUACAUCUGCAGUGAGUGCAACCGCACCUUCCCCAGCCACACCGCUCUCAAACGCCACCUGCGCUCACACACAGGUGACCACCCAUACGAGUGCGAGUUCUGUGGCAGCUGCUUCCGGGACGAGAGCACACUCAAGAGCCACAAACGUAUCCACACGGGCGAGAAACCCUAUGAGUGCAAUGGCUGUGGCAAGAAGUUCAGCCUCAAGCAUCAGCUGGAGACACACUAUAGAGUGCAUACAGGUGAGAAGCCCUUUGAGUGUAAGCUGUGCCACCAGCGCUCCCGGGAUUACUCGGCCAUGAUCAAGCACCUGAGGACACACAACGGCGCCUCGCCCUACCAGUGCACCAUCUGCACGGAGUACUGCCCCAGCCUCUCCUCCAUGCAGAAGCACAUGAAGGGCCACAAGCCCGAGGAAAUCCCACCCGACUGGAGGAUAGAGAAGACUUACCUCUACCUGUGCUACGUGUGAAGCCGGGCCAGGCGGGGGCUGAGUGGAAGCGAGAAGAGACGAGUUAGAGCAGGGUGACGUCGAGGAAGGACUGUGCAAAAAAAAAAAAAAAGAAAAAGAAAGAAAAAAAAAAAAA